AUUUUAUAACUUAUUUCGUCUUCCCCCAAUUUAUUUCGCCGCACCGCCAUCUCCACCCCCGCGCCACCCACGCGCGCAGACGAAGAACCAGAAGGGCAAGAGAGAGGCGAAGGAGAUCACCGGGUAUGGAUAUUAUAUCUCAAUUGCAAGAACAAGUGAAUGCAGUAGCAUCUAUUGCAUUCAACACCUUCGGUACACUUCAAAGGGACGCGCCUCCAGUACAGCUGUCGCCUAAUUAUCCAGAUCCUCCCGCCAAUCCCAACGGUGUAGAAGACGCCGCCACUCUUGCCGAGCAGCCCAAGCUUCUCAGCGCCGAACUGGUGAAGGCGGCCAAACAGUUUGAUGCUUUAGUUGCUGCACUUCCAUUAACUGAGGGGGGUGAAGAAGCUCAAUUGAAAAGAAUUGCUGAACUUCAGACUGAGAAUGAUGCAAUUGGACAGGAACUUCAGAAGCAACUUGAAGCCGCCGAAAAGGAGCUAAGGCAGGUCCAGGAGUUGUUCGGCCAAGCAGUGGAUAACUGUUUGAACUUAAAGAAACCAGAUUGAGGCGAAAGAUGGGCUGAACCAUUCCCCCAAACCCUUCCUUUUACUUCCAAAGCUUAUAAAGUAGAGCAGUUUUUUCAGUCCUAGUAGCAGGUAAUCACACUGUAACAUAAUGCUGCCCUGUAAUUUAGUUGACUGAUUUGCAACUAGUUCUCGUUAGAUGACUAUCAGAUUUUGUAGGAAGUUGGGUUCUUUGUUUCUAUCUUCAUCUCGUAGAUGCUCUGCUGAUAUUUCUACUUGUUCA
Messenger RNA from Erythranthe guttata (spotted monkey flower), 786 nucleotides. It is a transcript of the gene MED21, whose product is annotated as mediator 21. Gene Ontology annotation, biological process: regulation of transcription by RNA polymerase II. Lineage: Eukaryota; Viridiplantae; Streptophyta; Magnoliopsida; Lamiales; Phrymaceae. Gene Ontology annotation, cellular component: mediator complex. The record is from RefSeq and is a predicted model, not a curated record. Gene Ontology annotation, molecular function: transcription coregulator activity.